AUGAAGCUUGGACGCGUCGAAGUCACGGCUUCCAUGAACUGGCACGCAAGACGAUCGAAGCAGCAAGGUCUCAGUGCGUUUGGUGCCGCUUUCCUUCUUGUUUUGCCCAGAGCAGCGGCUCUUCACUGCGAGCCCUUUGAGCUGAGUGCGCCCGGCGAGCGCAGCCAUUUCGAGAGGAUUUUGCAGCAAACUCCCUUGGAAAUCCUGGCUCCUGCUCGGCAGGCUUUGAUGCUGCUUUCACGAGAAUCCCGGGAGCUGGUCGAUGUGGAAGCGCUGAGACAUGCCGAAGCCUUGUCGGAGUACGGCCGAGUCUUGCAAGCGGUUUACAAGCAGUCCGGAGAUGAGAGCAUCCUACGGGCAUUGCUGACUGUGCGCCACGGGGCUCUGGGCUUGGCACCUGGUCCGGCCCCCUGGCGGGCCGUGAUGGUACUUCGCCUGGCCGACGCUCUUUUCGACCUCUGUCGCCCCAUGCUCCGAUCAGCUCAGAGAUCACUUGCUCUCUUCCUCCAAGCCGAGGAGCUUUCUGGGCAGAUGUGUAACGCCAAAGUGGUUCUACUAUACAAGCAGCUGGGGCAAUGGGUGGAAGGAGAGAGGUAUGCAAAAGAUUGUGGGCUGUCGAUUACUCACUUGCAUCUGCAACAUCCGAGGCUUCAGACCAUGCCGUGGUGGAACCUCAAAGACCUCAGACUGCCCAAAUGGCUACGCGGAAUGCGUUCCCGACAUGCCGUGCACAUCAUUCGUACUGAUCUACAGAAGUGCCUGGAACGCACGCCGAGUGCAUUUGACGACUCUGCGAAUGAUUGGUUUUUCGUUGGCUCUCGCUUCAAAUGGACAGGGCUUAAUCUGAUGCACUCGGCCAGGGGUGGCUGGAACGAGCGAUGGUGUGGGGAGCAAGCUUGCGCAAAGCAAACCUGUGACAUGUUGCGGUGGCGCAAGGAGCUGAACCAUAGCCUGUGGCCAAAGCUUAGCCACAGAGCGGGCAUCACGCCAGAGAGCUCGCCUCCAAUGUACGUGAACUUCUAUGCGCUGACUCCUGGGUCGCAUAUUCUGCCGCACCUCGGAAAUGAUGGACGGCUCACCAUUCAUCUGGCACUGCACGUCCCGCCCGGCAACCAAUCACGCAUUCGAGUGGCCAACCAAACGAUCAACUACACGCAUGCUGGCCAGAUGUUGGUCUUUGACGAUGCCUACGACCACGAAGUAUGGAAUGAUGGCAAAACGAUGAGGUAUGUUCUUGGCUUUACAACAUGGCACCCAAGAGGCGAAAAGCUGGAAGAGGCCACCGCGCUCUCAGGGAGACUGGAUACCGAGACUGCGCGAGAGGAGUGGAUGCAGGGGUUGAGGGACGGCAGCACUGACUGGGAAGAAGUGAAACUAGGACUAGCUAUGCUUUGGGAGAAAGCUGCAAAGGAAGCACGAGAUGGGGGACCGUUCGGUUAUCCGAUGGCCUUGACUCGCCUCCUGGAAGGCAUCUACGAUGAGCCGAAUGGCGAUGAGAUGCUUGUAGCUGAUAUCGAAGCCCGUCUUACUCAAGUUCCUCAAGGAGAUCCAAAAGAUCACGAGGUUUGGAAGCGGUCGGAUCAGAAUUCGCCCGCUGCGCACAUCUGUGGCUGCAUUGCUCAAACGUGCAGCGGGAGAGUCGUUGAGAAUGAAAGGGCUAAGGUAUGGCUUGGCAUCCGUGACUGCCCGAACGCCGGGGGUGGCAUGGAUGAGGACCUAGCAUCUGAUCUGUACCACUUCCGAUCGAGAUACCCUUUCGACGACGAUGCAUACAACUACAUCGUGAAUUCCAGCAUUGAGGUUCAGCAUGAAGUCUUGCGUGACUUCAAGCCCCGUCAGGAGGGGGAGGAGGACUACUCCGCGCUGAUCAUGGGAUUUACCAAGAAGCGGCGGCAGUCUGUGAAAGAGCGACAGCUGCACAGCUUUGAAGGGGCGCCCCACUUCUAUGAGCCGUCGUUCGAACAAGAUGUGUCUCUGACUCAACCGGAGCUGCAGGCCUUCAGGGACAGAUAUCCGUUUGAUGAGGACGCCCACAGGUACAUUGUCUCGUCACCGCCUCAUGUCCAAAGAGAGAUACUUCGCACAUUCAAGCCUCCGAGGGAGGGCGAAGAGGACUACUCUGCCUUGGUCAUUAGCUUCGCGAAGAGGUGCCGCAACGCCGUUCCUUCGUUGGACCUGUCGACCAGCCGUGGGCCAAGCGGACGAGAGUACGAAGCAUUUCGUGACCGGUACCCUUUCGACGAGGACACACACAAUUACUUGCAGAGCUCGCCCCCUGAAGUGCGAAGGCAGGUGUUGCAGAGCUUUAAGCCUCCACGGGAAGGCGAGUCAGACUAUUCUGCGUUGCUGAUCAGUUUUUGCAAGAAGAUGCGGGAUCAGCGAGUGCCGCAACUGGGCAGAGGCCUCCAGGUGCCCCGAAGUCUGUCAGCACCUGGACACCAACCGCCUCGACAGCAGCCACCUUGGCACCAGCCACACCAACCACCUCCGCCACCUCCGCCACCUCGGUUCAGAGGUGACAGUGCCCUCCGAAUGUUCAGACAAAGAUUCCCGAUGGACGACCGGGCUUUCGACUUUCUAAAGUCUGCUCAACCAUGGGUGCAGCAGGAAGUUCUGGAGAACUUUGCUCCCCAGCGUCUGGAUUCAGACUACUCCGCGUUGGUUAUAGCGUUUGCGAAGAAGUGCCGUGAGAGAGACCAAGCAGGUGGCUUGGACACAAAACGACCACGGCUAGCGUAUUGA
Symbiodinium sp. CCMP2456 is the source of this 2742-nucleotide messenger RNA. The record is from the annotation of a GenBank genome assembly. NCBI's taxonomy places the organism in Eukaryota, Dinophyceae, Suessiales, Symbiodiniaceae.